Messenger RNA from Galeopterus variegatus (Sunda flying lemur), 902 nucleotides. RefSeq names its product CART prepropeptide (gene CARTPT). The record is from RefSeq and is a predicted model, not a curated record. Gene Ontology annotation, biological process: cellular response to starvation; negative regulation of appetite; G protein-coupled receptor signaling pathway. Bases 124 to 477 code for a protein of 117 amino acids. Gene Ontology annotation, molecular function: neuropeptide hormone activity. The transcript has 3 exons. Lineage: Eukaryota; Metazoa; Chordata; Mammalia; Dermoptera; Cynocephalidae.
UUGACCCAGGCCCUCCUCCACACCCCCUUCCUUCCUCGCCCCCUCCCUCUCCCCACACCGGGGCUCCGGUUCCUUAUAAAAGGCGGGAGCGCGGGGUGCCCAGCAGCGACGAGUUUCAGCACCAUGGAGAGCCCCCGCCUGCGGCUGCUGCCCCUCCUGGGCGCCGCCCUGCUGCUGCUGCUGCCGCCUCUGCUGGGCGCCCGUGCCCAGGAGGACCCCGAGCUCCAGCCCCGAGCCCUGGACGUCUACUCGGCCAUGGAGGACGCCUCGCACGAGAAGGAGCUGAUCGAAGCGCUGCAGGAAGUCCUGAAGAAGCUCAAGAGUAAACGCAUUCCGAUCUACGAGAAGAAGUACGGGCAAGUGCCCAUGUGCGAUGCUGGAGAGCAGUGUGCGGUGAGAAAAGGAGCAAGGAUCGGGAAGCUGUGCGACUGUCCCCGGGGAACCUCCUGCAAUUCCUUCCUCCUGAAGUGCUUGUGAAGGGGCGUCUAUCCUCUUCCAUACGUCUCCACUCCCCCUACGUUCCCUGAGAGGACCACACCUUCAUCCCUGAAGUUUUGGCUUUAGCAGCAAAUAAAGUUUGCAUUUCCCUCUGAGGGUGAAGGGGCUCUUUUUCCUGCUGUUUCAAAAUAAAAAAUACAUUAGAUGUGAAGGAUAAUGCCUUGUAUGGUGUUGGUGCGUGUGCAAAUUAUUCUUUUCUUAUUUGUCUGACAAACUCUUGUGUAAUUUUGUGUAAAGGGGAAUUUUGCUUUGAAAAUUGUAUUUUUGUAUGUGGCAUGGCAGAAUGAAAAUUAGAUCUAGUUAAUCGUGGUAGAUGACAUCACAACCUGGAAAAUAAAUCACCCUAAGCAACACAAACCUGAAGCAUGUAUAAAUUAUACAUAAUAAAGUGUUUUUGAUAAUUG